AUGCCGCCAAAGUCAGUUGCUGAGUUGUUAUUAGCAGGAGCGGGAGGUCAGGACGAUCCCAUUUUUGAUCCUAUAGAUCACGAGAUGAAUCUUACAUCCAAACGAGCUUGGAACAUGAUGCAGGAAGAAGCUGAAAGUUUCCACCGGUAUUUCCAGAACAAGAAACUGAAGGAUCCGUCUUUUGUUUAUGCUGUACAGCUUGAUGUUGAAGAGGAAAUGACCAAUUUCUUCUGGGCUGAUGAGAAGAUGUUGGUGGACUAUGGGGAUUUUGGUGAUGUGGUUUGCUUUGAUACAACAUACCGUCUCAACAAAGAUUGGCGGCCUUUAGUCCUGUUUUUUGGAAUAAAUAAUCAUAAGCAGAUACUGGUCUUCGGUGCUGGAUUUCUUUACGAUAACACAGCCCAGUCUCUUAAAUGGAUACUGAGAACCUUCAUAAAAGCAAUGUCUGGAAAAACCCCAAAGACUAUCCUCUCUGAUAAAAAUGCUAUUUUAUCAGAAGUAAUAAGCUCUGAAUUGCCUGAAACUCAACACAGGUUAUGCACAUGGCAAAUAUAUCAAAAUGCGCUCAAACAUCUCAAUGAAGUAGUCGUCAGCUCAGAUUCUUUUUCCAGUGAUUUAUGUGGCUGCUUUCUCCACCUGGAUGAGGAAGACUUUGUUAAUUCCUGGAAAGUCAUGCUGGAUACUUACAGUCUGUGGGAAAAUGAGUGGUUGCGCGGCGUAUUUGAAGAGAGAGAGAAGUGGGCUUUGCCAUACAGCAAGCAUAUCUUUUCAGCUGACAUAGAAACUGCUUUCCUCUCUGAGUGCUCUAUCACUAGCCUGAAAAAGUACGUGAAGCAUGAAUCACAUAUUCUCCAGUUUGUCAAGCAUUUUGGAAGGGUGGUUAACGACUGGCGCUACAAAGAGUUGGAAGCUAACUAUGACAUGGGUCAGCAUGUGCCAAGAUUGAUGGGUGAUGUCAUAAUGCUGAAGCAGGUAAGGGAAAUAUACACGCCCAUCAUCUUUAAAACGUUUCACCAAGAAUACGAAAUCUCUCUGAACAUUGUGAUCAACCAAUGCAUUGAUGCAGUGUCCUCAGUCGAGUAUAAAGUCAGUACAUAUGGUGAGGUUCGUCAUUACACUGUUUUAUACAGCUUAGAAGAUGAUUUAGUUGCUUGCAGUUGUAUGAAGUUUGAGUCUGGAGGAAUUCUGUGUAGCCAUGCACUGAAAGUGCUGGACUAUAGGAAUAUAAAGAUAGUCCCUAGCCGAUAUAUAUUGAAGCGUUGGACCAGAGAUGCGAGGGCGUAA
Molecule: messenger RNA, 1284 nt
Organism: Salvia miltiorrhiza (redroot sage)
Lineage: Eukaryota; Viridiplantae; Streptophyta; Magnoliopsida; Lamiales; Lamiaceae
Product: protein FAR1-RELATED SEQUENCE 5-like
Exons: 1
Coding region: 1-1284 (427 amino acids)
Biological process (GO): regulation of DNA-templated transcription
Molecular function (GO): zinc ion binding
Source: RefSeq, a predicted model, not a curated record